GCACGAACAACAAGGAACCGUAAAAAGAUUAAGGAUAGUAAAGAAACAAAACUGAUUGACGACACGCUGACGCCGUCAGUCAAAAUUUCACUAUCGUGUUAACUGCCUUCACUUACUCGUUACUCCACUGAUCUUCAUUUUUCUCUAUAACAAUCUUCUCGAACUUUCGAAUUUCAUUUUCGAGUUUGAUCUACCUUUCGGUCUUCGAAAUUAGGGUUUCUACUCUCUUACCAACCGGCGAAGCUGAUGGCGGAACAACCUCUCCCGUUCGAGGAUCAUGCAAUUCCGGCGGCUGACGACGACGAGGACUACACUGGCGGCGAUGAUACCAUGGAUGAAUUGGAUGAGGAGACGCAUGUCAAUUCAGUGAACGCUUCAGCUACUGCGAAUCACAACGACGUCGUUUUGCCUAUGACUCGUACUGGUGAGCUCACUCUUUCUUUCGAGGGUGAGGUUUACGUCUUUCCCGCUGUCACACCUCAGAAGGUUCAAGCUGUUUUGCUGCUUUUGGGAGGACGCGAUACGCCGGCAGGCAUGCCUACUGAUGAACUUCCAUUUGAUCAAACUUAUAGGGGCAUGAGUGAUAUUACAAGGCGUCCGAAUCUUUCACGAAGAAUAGCCUCCUUGGUUAGGUUUCGUGAAAAACGCAAGGAAAGAUGUUUUGACAAGAAAAUUAGAUACACCGUGAGAAAAGAGGUUGCAGAAAGGAUGCAUCGAGAGAAGGGACAGUUUGCAUCCGUGAAGCCAAGCCCUGGUUCCUCUAAUUGGUAUUCUGCACAGGGUGCUGGUCAAGAUGGCACUCCUAAUCCUGAAACUCUGCGUAGAUGUAAACAUUGCGGAGUCAAUGAAAAUAAUACUCCUGCAAUGCGUCGUGGACCAGAUGGACCAAGAACUUUAUGUAAUGCAUGCGGGCUCAUGUGGGCCAACAAGGGGACACUUAGAGAUCUCAGUAAGGGUGGAAGAAGUCUUUCUAUUGCACAAAGUGGUCUGGAUCGUCCUAUUGAUGUCAAACCUACUGUUCUUGAAGGGGAAAUGUCUGUCAUCAGAAAUGAACAAGGUAUUUCUGAAGAUCAUCCUUCCAAGGCCGUUGCUGCUGAAGGUUUGAAUAAUGAUGCAUUUAAUCCAAGUGAUGAGGAAUUACCUGUAUCUGGAGAACACUUAGCAAGCACACUGCCGUCGGUGAUUGAUCAUUCUUCGGAAAAUGAUGAUGAGCAGGAACCCCUGGUUGAGCUUUCUAAUCCUUCAGAUACAGGAAUGUCUAAUCCUUCUGAUACAGACAUUGACAUUCCUGGAAACUUUGAUUAGAAAGUACUAAGUAACUCAUUAUGUGGUGUUUUAGACAAUGCUCCAUUUGUAGGAUAUUCUUCAUGUAGAUAUGGGAUGCAGCUCUAGAAGCAGUGAUAUGAGACAAUUUGGACAGUUGGGUUAUGUUAGUCUUACUGUAUGUAACAGCCAAAUGAAGUGGUAAUCCUACCAAAUUCUGCAAUAUUGAUGCUGGUAGAAGGGUCAAAUAUUGUUUGUGUAUAAAUUAUUUGACUAUCUUUUUCUAGUGUUUGGGGGCUCGUGUUAAUAAAAUGAUGUCUGAAGAGCUGACUUUGAUGAUUUCAUUGAAAUCAAAGCUUUUACUACAUGAAAUUUAGAGAUAAAACUUUGGUGAUAUGCUAUGCCAUCCAAAGGAUGGAUCUCUAGUUUGGAUAUCAA
Vicia villosa (hairy vetch) is the source of this 1701-nucleotide messenger RNA. Its product is annotated as GATA transcription factor 24-like. The record is from RefSeq and is a predicted model, not a curated record. Bases 247 to 1305 code for a protein of 352 amino acids. Gene Ontology annotation, biological process: regulation of DNA-templated transcription. Gene Ontology annotation, molecular function: sequence-specific DNA binding; zinc ion binding; protein binding. Lineage: Eukaryota; Viridiplantae; Streptophyta; Magnoliopsida; Fabales; Fabaceae. The transcript is spliced from 10 exons.